This is a messenger RNA of Helicoverpa armigera (cotton bollworm), 777 nucleotides long. It is a transcript of the gene Vkor, whose product is annotated as vitamin K epoxide reductase complex subunit 1-like protein 1. Bases 213 to 680 code for a protein of 155 amino acids. The record is from RefSeq and is a predicted model, not a curated record. Gene Ontology annotation, biological process: peptidyl-glutamic acid carboxylation; vitamin K metabolic process. The transcript is spliced from 4 exons. Lineage: Eukaryota; Metazoa; Arthropoda; Insecta; Lepidoptera; Noctuidae. Gene Ontology annotation, molecular function: vitamin-K-epoxide reductase (warfarin-sensitive) activity.
UCUAAAACAAAUAUUCAAAAUUAAUUAGCUUAUUCCUAUUCUGCUAUUAAAUGGAAUAAGAUUAAACCUAGGCUUAAUGCAGACUAGAGCUUUGCGCUAUCCCAAUGGGAUUGCCUCGUAGGAAUGCCAAUGACGGUCAUCAACGGAAUGUGGGUGUACGGUACCGACAUUAUGCAUCUGCCUAUGAUGCGUGACGCUUAAGCUAUAUAACCAUGAAGGCGAAAUCCCUCGACCGCGUGAUCGUGCUCACCAGCAUAGCUGGCAUCCUGCUGUCCACGUAUGCUUUGUACGUGGAGAUGGCGAUAGAAACACACCCUGGUUACAAGGCCCUUUGUGACAUCUCGGAGUACGCCAGCUGCUCUCGAGUUCUUUCUUCGGAGUUCUCAAAAGGAUUUGGAUUGCUACCGAAAGAUACUUCGCUUGAGAUCCCCAACUGCAUUUACGGAAUCGUCUUCUACUGCCUCAUUAUAUUUUUAACAACAUUUGAUCAGCUGCUGGUGGCCAGGCUGCUACUUCUAGUGACUGCAUCUUCUAUCCCCAUGUGCGUGUACCUGGCCUAUCUUCUGGCGUUUGUUCUUCACGACCUCUGCAUUGUUUGCGUGUCCACCUACAUCGUCAACGGCGCCCUUACCGUCCUUGUUUACAAGAAAAUGAAAGCGUUGACUGCUAAAAAAAAGUAAAAUGAUUCCUUCCUCAAUUUUCAAAAUGUUAUGGCUGUUUUAAUACCUCAAAAUGCAUUUGAUGUUAUAAAAUAAAGAGCUGUUAAUACCUGUUUUA